Molecule: messenger RNA, 635 nt
Organism: Drosophila suzukii
Lineage: Eukaryota; Metazoa; Arthropoda; Insecta; Diptera; Drosophilidae
Product: zinc finger HIT domain-containing protein 3
Biological process (GO): box C/D snoRNP assembly; maturation of LSU-rRNA from tricistronic rRNA transcript (SSU-rRNA, 5.8S rRNA, LSU-rRNA); snoRNA localization
Cellular component (GO): nucleus; pre-snoRNP complex
Molecular function (GO): protein binding
Source: RefSeq, a predicted model, not a curated record
AACGGCGUUACAGCCAAGUCGCAGCGGCCUGGGACUCUGGUGAAGGACAAAAGCUGGUAUCUGUGAAACUCGCCCAGCUGUUUUUUAUUUUGCACGCUAGUUUUGUUUGUUGAAAUAUGGAAACCUGCGUAAACUGCGAGGAAAACACGAGAAAAUACAAGUGCAGCAAGUGCGAGGCGCCCUACUGCUCUGUGGCUUGUUACAAAAAACAUAAAGAUUCCCCCCAAUGUACGACAAAGGAUUUGGUGGGAAAAAAGGCGGAAAGUGCUUUCCAGGAGGAACCCACGCUCCAUGUGCCCUUCAGCACAGAUGACACCGUUCCCGCAGAGAAGCUCCAGCAAUUAGAACACUGCCAGGAGCUGCGCAACUUGCUCCACAAUCCCCACCUCCGCUCGCUGCUCCAGCAGAUCGAUGUGGCCAUGAAUGCCCAGUCGACCAUGAUGGCCGCCAUGCAGGAGCCGCUCUUCGUGGAGUUCGCCAAUGCCUGUCUGCAGGUCGUGGAACCCAUGACGGAUGCAGAAAAGGCUGAGUUGGAGUUAUGCUCCUAGGCUAAUCCCAUAAAAGUUCCCACUUCAGAGUCUCAAUAAAUCCCACCAUGUAUUUUGUAACUAAUACAUAUCAAUAUCCUCUCCAGA